AUGCUGAAACUAAAAUUGGAAGCCUUGGGUCAUCCCACACCCAGUGACGUCGCUUUGAGCAAUCGAAAGGGCUUCGCUAGCACAAUCCUCUGGGUGGAGGACCAGAAAAUCCGGUUAUACACCAUUGAGGAUCGAGAGAAGCUGCGCAAUAUCGAGAAUCCCACGUUGUGGGAGGAGGGCUACAAGAAGUACUGUGCGGAUCUCAACAUGCCGCCCCUGGAGACCCAACAGGAGCAGCUGGCCUGGAUUCUCAGUCACGCCGUCCGUCUCGAGUUCCUGGACGAUCCCGGCCAGUUUGCCUCGAUCAACAGCAAACAGGGUCCACCCCAAAGCAAUGGCAAGCAGGCCCACCAGAAGGUCCAAUCGAUUUUCGAUGGAAAGAUCAAUGUUCAGGAAAAGGCGUUUGUGGAUGCGGUGCGUCUGCUGGCCAGCAAACUAAACGUGCCGCACCACCCCAACCACCUGCUGCAGCUGGAGGCAGUUUCUAGAGUGGUGCACGAACGCUUGUCGCCCGCCGCCAAGGGCCGCCAGCCCAUUUUGGGUACACCCUUCCCUUUUGACAAGGGAAACGACGUGGUCUCGUCCAAUGAUCCUUGCCUGGAUCUGCCAAUGCGCAUCCUACGCCUUCUUCAGAUCCAGAGUCUUCGCCAGCUGCAAACGCACAUCAACGAAACCAUUGUGGCGGUGCAAAACAUCACGGCCAAUCCAAAGACUGAUACCAAGUUGGGCAAGGUGGGACGCUAG
Drosophila takahashii is the source of this 744-nucleotide messenger RNA. RefSeq names its product RNA transcription, translation and transport factor protein. The record is from RefSeq and is a predicted model, not a curated record. Lineage: Eukaryota; Metazoa; Arthropoda; Insecta; Diptera; Drosophilidae. Gene Ontology annotation, molecular function: RNA binding. Gene Ontology annotation, biological process: tRNA splicing, via endonucleolytic cleavage and ligation. Gene Ontology annotation, cellular component: tRNA-splicing ligase complex.